Messenger RNA from Pimephales promelas (fathead minnow), 955 nucleotides. Its product is annotated as histone H3.3A. Lineage: Eukaryota; Metazoa; Chordata; Actinopteri; Cypriniformes; Leuciscidae. Gene Ontology annotation, molecular function: protein heterodimerization activity; structural constituent of chromatin; DNA binding. The record is from RefSeq and is a predicted model, not a curated record. Gene Ontology annotation, cellular component: nucleosome.
GAGACUAACAGCCAUUUCACCUCAAACUCUCUUAAAGCAGCAAAACCCUUUCGCAGCGGAACACAACCUCUCAAACACCCGGAGACAGUUUCAGGUGAGUGUGUGUCAGGAUGGCCCGUACGAAGCAAACUGCGCGUAAGUCGACUGGAGGAAAAGCUCCUCGUAAGCAGCUGGCGACUAAAGCGGCCCGUAAGAGCGCCCCGUCCACCGGAGGAGUGAAGAAGCCCCAUCGCUACAGGCCCGGUACCGUGGCUCUGCGUGAGAUCCGCCGCUACCAGAAGUCCACGGAGCUGCUGAUCCGCAAACUCCCGUUCCAGCGUCUGGUGCGAGAGAUCGCGCAGGACUUCAAGACCGACUUACGCUUCCAGAGCGCCGCCAUCGGAGCGCUGCAGGAGGCCAGCGAGGCGUAUCUGGUGGGUCUGUUUGAGGACACUAACCUGUGUGCCAUCCAUGCCAAGCGUGUGACCAUCAUGCCCAAAGACAUCCAGCUGGCACGCCGCAUCCGUGGAGAACGAGCCUAAACCUUCAUCUGUGUGUGUGUGUUCACGUGGCUCUGACUGAAGGACUCGAGGCACUAAAUCACUGGGUUUCGUGAAGUCAGGUCUGAAUAAAGUCGGUGCAGGACUCGUUUCGGGUGCUUAUUAUUUUCUUUCAUGUGUGAUUCCAGUGAUGCAUUAUGGGAUAGAUUGUGUCCCAGUCAUCCUCUUCACACACACACACACUGAAUCUUGUGUUAUUGAUGAGCGUAUGUAGCAACAGACUAGCUAUUUUAUACCAUUUGAUGUACUUCUUCAUGAGUUGUUUAGUGCGAUGUUUAGGCAGACACUCACUCAGGAUUUUUCUACACCCUUUCAUGGUUUUUAUCACGAAGUGAUCGAUUGUGUUUUCUUUGUUUUUGUACGUCUAAGAAGCAAAUCUUUGUACGACACAAAUAAUAAAUUGGUGUUGAACUGUU